Messenger RNA from Racocetra fulgida, 831 nucleotides. NCBI's taxonomy places the organism in Eukaryota, Fungi, Glomeromycota, Glomeromycetes, Diversisporales, Gigasporaceae. The record is from the annotation of a GenBank genome assembly.
AUGAAAAAUAUCGAGUAUCUCGAAAUUUCUCCUACAAAUCUCGAAAGUCUCAAAGAACAAGCAACAGAUUGGGCAUUAUCUCAUGGUCUAGUUGUUCGCUCAAAUUCUAACCACUCUUCGACAACUGUCCAUGCCCCAAUUUCUUUGUUUCCUUCACCGUUUCCUAAGAAAGAAUUUGACAUUAAUUAUGUAAGUCCUGAAUAUAAAACCAAGGAGUUGAUUAUUCAAUUUUGGCAGAUUCCUAAUUUUUCGUAUUUAAUUAGCGAUAAUAAAGAAAUCUCUGUAGCAUAUUUUCGUUCCGGAUAUAGUCCCAAAGAUUAUCCAACUGAAAAGGAAUGGGCUGCAAGACUAUUAAUUGAGCGUUCAAAAGCAAUCAAAUGUCCUACUGUUGCUUAUCAACUUGUUGGUGUAAAAAAGAUGCAACAAGUAUUGGCUGUUCCUGGUGUUCUUGAAAAUCCUGAAGGCGAAGCAGCUGCGAAACUUGCUUUGGAACAUCCUGAGCGAUUUGUGAUGAAACCACAACGUGAAGGCGGAGAUAUUCCUCAAUUACUUAGAAAUAUAACUCCGUUAGAACGAUCUUCAUAUAUAUUAAUGGAUUUAAUACAACCACCAAUGAUGAAGAAUAUUAUUAUAAGAGAAGGUAAAGUCAUUCAAGGUGAAAUGAUUUCAGAGUUGGGUAUUUACGGUGUCUUCAUAGGAGGUAAUAACGGAGAUGAGGACGUAGUGGUUAAUGAGAUAGGUGGACAUUUGUUGAGAACUAAAGGUAGAGAAACAAAUGAGGGAGGAGUUGCUACAGGGUAUUCUGUUAUUGAUUCACCCUUAUUAAUUUAA